AUGUCCAAGCCGACAAGUACGGCGAUUCCGAAGACCUCCUGGGCAGAUGGUCUACCGCAAAUCCCGAGAAGCGAAAAGACAUCAUACUUGCCAGCAAGUUCGGUAUCCGUCCUGCUCCAGGCGCUCCCUGGGGAUUCACCAUCGACUCAAACCCCCGAAUACUGUCGAUUGGCCCUCGAUGCAUCUCUGAAACGCCUUGGUUUACCCUUCAUCGACCUUUACUAUGUUCAUCGCCUUGACAAGAAAACUCCCAUCGAGCUUACUAUGCGGAUGAUGGUAGAGUUGAAGAACGCUGGCAAGAUCAAGUACAUCGGGCUGAGCGAAUGCGGCGCUGAAUCCCUGCGACGUGCACACGCCGUACAUCCGAUCACCGCUGUUCAGCUCGAAUACAGUCUAUUCUGUACCGAGAUUGAGUCGCCACAGAGACGAUUGCUGGAAGUUGCGCGGGAAUUGGGUGUCACGAUCGUGGCGUACAGCCCGCUCGGGAACGGGUUCUUGACCGGGAAGCUUCGCUCGCGCGAGGACGUCAGCAAGCCUGGUGAUGCGCGUGAUUCCUGCCGUGGUUGA
Messenger RNA from Penicillium maclennaniae, 567 nucleotides. RefSeq names its product Aldo/keto reductase. Bases 1 to 567 code for a protein of 188 amino acids. NCBI's taxonomy places the organism in Eukaryota, Fungi, Ascomycota, Eurotiomycetes, Eurotiales, Aspergillaceae. Gene Ontology annotation, cellular component: cytoplasm. The transcript has a single exon. The record is from RefSeq and is a predicted model, not a curated record.